Populus nigra (black poplar) is the source of this 2030-nucleotide messenger RNA. RefSeq names its product diacylglycerol O-acyltransferase 1-like. Lineage: Eukaryota; Viridiplantae; Streptophyta; Magnoliopsida; Malpighiales; Salicaceae. Gene Ontology annotation, cellular component: endoplasmic reticulum membrane; chloroplast envelope. The transcript has 16 exons. The record is from RefSeq and is a predicted model, not a curated record. Gene Ontology annotation, molecular function: diacylglycerol O-acyltransferase activity. The coding region runs from base 224 to 1699 and encodes 491 amino acids. Gene Ontology annotation, biological process: triglyceride biosynthetic process.
GACUCCUCACCCUCUUUGCAUAAUCACCGUACCUUAUCACCCCAAAACCGACAAUGAAUGAAUGAAUGAAUGAAUAAAUAAAUAUUCCAAUUUCCAUGAACGUUUCUUUCUUUUCUUUUCUUUUUUAAUAAUAAAAAAAUACCCGUAUUAAACAAGAAAAUACGCUAUAAUUUUUCACUAAAUCCCCUGCACUGCAGUUGAUUUUUUUUAACAUAUUUAAAUCAUGGCGGAGUCAGAGUCACCGGAGAAUCGUAUAGCGGCAAUGGAAAGUACAUCUUCCUCGACGUCAGAUCUCAACUUCUCUAUUCGACGGAGGUCUACAGUCAUGGACUCGGCUUCGACGGAAAUGAUGGGAUCGGAGGGUUUGAAAAGUAGUGGUAAAGCAUGCGAUAAGGUUAAGGUCGAGAAUCAAUCAGAGAUGAAAUUCAAUUAUCGGCCAUCAAUGCCCGCUCAUAGUGGUGUUAGAGAGAGUCCUCUUAGUUCUGAUGCUAUUUUUAAACAAAGUCAUGCAGGUCUCUUCAAUCUCUGUAUAGUAGUGCUUGUGGCUGUAAACAGCAGGCUUAUCAUUGAAAAUUUAAUCAAGUACGGCUGGUUAAUCAAUUCAGGAUUUUGGUUUAGUUCAAAAUCAUUAAGAGACUGGCCCCUGUUUAUGUGCUGUCUUAGUCUUCCAGCAUUCCCUCUCGCGGCCUAUCUCGUUGAGAAGUUGGCAUAUCGAAAUUGUAUAUCUGAACUUGUUGUUGUUUUCCUUCAUAUAAUCAUCACCACAGCAUCACUUUUGUAUCCAGUUUUAGUAAUUCUCAGGUGUGAUUCUGCUUUACUAUCUGGUGGCACAUUGAUGCUUUUUGCUUGCAUUGUGUGGUUGAAAUUGGUAUCUUUUGCACAUACAAGCUCUGAUAUGAGAGCAAUUGCCAAGUCAAUUAAUAAGGAAAAUACCCCAUCAAUUUCUUCGAAUGCAGAUAAUUCUUAUGAUGCUAACUUUAAGAGUUUGGUCUACUUCAUGGUGGCUCCCACAUUAUGUUACCAGUCAAGCUAUCCUCGCUCUGCAUCUGUUCGAAAGGGUUGGGUGGUUCGACAAUUUGUCAAGUUAAUAAUAUUUACUGGAUUCAUGGGAUUUAUCAUAGAACAAUAUAUCAAUCCUAUUGUUCAGAACUCGCAGCACCCUUUGAAAGGAAAUCUCUUGUAUGCCAUUGAGAGGGUCUUGAAGCUCUCGGUUCCUAAUUUAUAUGUUUGGCUCUGCAUGUUCUACUGCUUUUUCCACUUGUGGUUAAAUAUACUUGCUGAGCUCCUUCGCUUUGGUGAUCGGGAGUUCUACAAGGAUUGGUGGAAUGCGAGAACUGUUGAAGAGUACUGGAGAAUGUGGAAUAUGCCAGUUCAUAAGUGGAUGGUUCGCCAUAUCUAUUUUCCAUGUUUACGGAAUAAAAUACCAAAGUGGGCAGCCUUACUUAUUGCCUUCUUUGUCUCAGCUGUAUUUCAUGAGUUGUGUAUUGCUGUUCCUUGCCACAUGUUCAAGCUCUGGGCAUUUAUUGGAAUUAUGUUUCAGGUUCCCUUAGUGGUGAUCACAAAAUUCCUUCAAAAUAAGUUCAAAAGCUCAAUGGUGGGCAAUAUGAUCUUCUGGUUAUUUUUCAGCAUUCUUGGUCAACCUAUGUGUGUGCUUCUAUAUUACCAUGACUUGAUGAAUCGGAAAGGGAAAACUGAAUGAAGAUGACAAAUGCGGUAUGGUAGAGAUCGUCAAGAUGAACAAAAUGCACGGUUAUGAUAGGAGAGCAGGCAUUAGGUGUGCCUUUUCUUAUGUAUUCUGCAGGAGAAAUUGACUCGAUUUUGUUGAGUCGAGAGAUGGUCUCUUCAGGACUUUUAUUUUUAUGUAUCUUAAUUGAUGUGCAAGCAAUUUUGGAAGUACAAGCACUGGCAAUUAAAAUGCCAAUGCAACAGUGGAUCUGUUGUGUUGGUUAAUCAUUUCCAGAAAAUUGUAAAUGUUUCUUGUUCCAUCUUUUGCUUCAAAAGGAAAUAAAAAAAGAAGAAAAUUUCUUGCC